This is a messenger RNA of Tarenaya hassleriana, 1661 nucleotides long. RefSeq names its product serine carboxypeptidase-like 18. The record is from RefSeq and is a predicted model, not a curated record. Lineage: Eukaryota; Viridiplantae; Streptophyta; Magnoliopsida; Brassicales; Cleomaceae. Gene Ontology annotation, molecular function: serine-type carboxypeptidase activity; acyltransferase activity, transferring groups other than amino-acyl groups. Gene Ontology annotation, biological process: secondary metabolic process; proteolysis. The coding region runs from base 100 to 1467 and encodes 455 amino acids. The transcript is spliced from 14 exons.
AAAAAACAAAUUCGUAGAGGACGAAUGGUUCACGGAACCGGACCCUCUGAUUUUAUCACCCCAUCAUCUGUUUGAAUAAUUUGUUGUCCGAAAACAAAAAUGGCAACAGCGUAUUAUCUCUCGAUAUUUCACUUAAUUAUGAUACUUGUAGCGGCUCAACGUGUCGAUUCUGGUGUCUCCGUUGAGUCUCUUCCUGGUUUCGAAGGUCCUCUGCCAUUCAAGCUCGAAACAGGAUAUGUUGGCGUUGGCGAGGGAGAGGGGGUGAACCUUUUCUACUACUUCAUAGAAUCAGAGAGAAAUCCAGAAGAAGACCCUCUUGUGAUUUGGUUAAGUGGAGGACCUGGCUGCACUUCACUCUCUGGAUUAGCUUUCGAGAUCGGUCCUUUGGCUUUCGAGGUUGAUGAUUACAAUGGAGGUGUCCCUUCCUUGGUCUCCACUUCAUAUUCAUGGACUAAGGUCGCGAGUAUAAUAUUCUUGGACCAACCCGUUGGAACCGGCUUCUCGUACGCAAGAACUCGGCUUGCUGAUAAACCUAGCGACACGAGACAAGCCGUACAGGUCUACGAAUUUGUUAGAAAGUGGCUGAUUGAUCAUCCACGGUUCACGUCGAAUCCGUUUUAUGUCGGGGGAGAUUCUUACUCUGGUAGGGUUGUCCCGGCAAUCGUUCAAGAGAUUUCCAAUGGAAAUGACAAAGGCUUUAGACCUCGAGUAAAUCUUCAGGGAUAUGUUCUCGGGAACCCUAAGACGGACGGCAGUUUUGAUAGCAACUCCAAAAUCCCGUAUGCUCAUGGAAUGGGACUGAUCUCGGACGAGCUCUACGAGUCAUUGAAGAGAAGCUGCGGAGGAAAUUAUUGGGAUGUCGAUCCUAGUAACUCGGAAUGCUUGAAUCUCCUUCAAGACUACGAUAAGUGCGUUUCGAGGAUAAACGGAGCGUUUAUCCUGACUCCACUGUGUGAGUUUUCUUCUCCGAGGCCGUCUCUAUCAGACAUUACUCGAAGAAGAUACAGUAGAGAACUUCUAAACACAAGCCUUUCGGUUCCAGCUUCUGAUUGCUACACAUAUCGGUAUUUGUUAUCAUCGUACUGGGCUAACGACGAGAAGGUGCGGAGAGCGCUUCACGUGGUGAAGGGAAGUAUAGGAAAUUGGGUGAGAUGCAAUUGGGGAAUGCCUUACGACUACGACAUCAGAAGCAGCAUACCGUACCAUUUGAACAACAGCCUCAAGGGUUACCGGUCUCUCGUUUUCAGCGGCGAUCACGACAUGAUGGUGCCUUUCCUUGGAACUCAAGCAUGGAUACGAUCCCUAAACUAUUCCAUCGUCGACGACUGGAGGCCGUGGAUCAUCAACAACCAGGUCGCCGGAUUUCUCUCUCGAACCGUUGUCUCGACCGGGCAGGUACACGAGGACGUAUGCCAACAAGAUGACGUUCGCCACCAUCAAAGGUUGUGGACAUACCGUAGAGUAUAAACCGGAGGAAGGCUCCAUCAUGUUUCAAAGGUGGAUAAAUGGACAGCCUCUGUAAUUUUUUUUAAUCUUAAAUAUUAAUUAGAGAAAACAUUGUUAGCACUCUGCAUAUUGUAAUAAGCAUAACAAGAGAAAACAAUAUAUAGUUACAUUGGUAUUGGUAUAAAUAAAGGGACAUUAUGACUGAUAGAUGUAUA